This is a messenger RNA of Branchiostoma floridae (Florida lancelet), 2244 nucleotides long. RefSeq lists its product as uncharacterized. The transcript is spliced from 10 exons. The record is from RefSeq and is a predicted model, not a curated record. NCBI's taxonomy places the organism in Eukaryota, Metazoa, Chordata, Leptocardii, Amphioxiformes, Branchiostomatidae. Gene Ontology annotation, molecular function: signaling receptor binding; endopeptidase activity; carbohydrate binding. Bases 1 to 2244 code for a protein of 747 amino acids.
AUGCCGGCGUACUGUAAUGCCGGCGUUCAGGUUUUCUUCAGGCUCUGGCUUAUAUCUUGGCUCUGCUCCGCUCAAGCGUCUAGACAAGAGGAUGGUUCAGGAUGCCCGCUUUUUGUGUCCCGGAUCGUCAACCCCACACUCCACGAGGGCUAUGGGGUCCAGACUGGAGCGAAGCUGGUCGUUCUGAGCGAAGACGCCUUCCUCGGUGGGUACUCCAGAGUGGAGUCUUACACCUGCGAAGAACAUGACGUCAUCGACACGGCUACUAACACCACACCAGCGGCAUGCGCAAUGGCGUGCACAGCCCACGGAAGCUGUGAGGCAUUCGUGUACAUCCGGGGCCUGGGGAGCUGUAGCCUCCUCCCUCUGUGUGUACUGCAGCAGAAUGCCGACAGCGUCGCGUAUCUGAAAAUGCUUUGCGGAUCUACGCUGACCGUGCUAACCCGCGACCGAAAGUUUUACUCGAACAACCCUUACGAGAAUUUCGAGAACUGCAGCAUCGUCCUGAAGGCACCCGAUGGCUACGUGCUAACAAUGACUGUUAGUGAUGUUGAUAUUGUCAACGGGGAUUACUUGGAGGGACGUUUGUUAAGUCUCAUGCAAGACUUUGUUUUGAAAGAGUUCUGCCCUUACGGCUGGUGGGCAUACGGGGAGUCUUGCUACUACAUCAGCCGAGUUCCGACUACGUACGAGACAGCCAAGACGUCCUGUCGUAACAUGGCGGCUCAUCUUGCUGACGUCAGCUCAACAGACGAGCACAUGUUUAUAUCCCGUCAUGCCACUGUGAAACCAGGAGAGGCAUAUUGGAUCGGCCUCAAAUACCGACAGGUUGAAAUGACUGCUCGCACUGGUGCAGAUCAUAUAACAGCUGAACAGGCAUACUUCGACUACUUCACAUUGGUUCCAGUCAUGACGGACUUUGUCAAGAUAACUUUAUUGACCGUCUACACUCAAUUCAACAAUGGCUUUCUGGAAGUUCAAUUUAUUACGGCUUUUCCAGACGCUUACGAGCUGAACUAUGCACUUCGACGGUUCAGAGCGAAGAAGAACACGGCAUCUCCGGUCGGUCUCCAGACCCUAUCACUGACUGCUUCCCUGGCCCAGUGUGCAGCCGCCUGCCUUGAAGGGAUACUGUCUCCGUGUUACUCCUUCAACUACUUUCAUGGAAACCGCACAUGUCAACUGACAGACCAUCUGACUACUGGAGCCGAUACUGUACCCUCUGUUGGCUCCGAUUUUUACCACCAUAACGUUCAAGGUUACCGUCUCACUAUCUGGGUACCGGGAGAGAGAUGCAUGUGCGUGCGACAUCGACUUGUCUCACCACCGUUGGUGCCCGUGAACUGUGAUUCCAGUCUGUCGGACCAGACGUGGCUACACACGCCAAACGGUGCAUUCAUGAACGUACAAACCAGGCAGUGUAUGGAGAUUCUUUCUACCAACGAUGUCGUCAUGUCGCCUUGCGAUCCACUAACAGCCAGCAAAUACUUCACACUUAAGGACCUCUCUGUGUGGCAAGUUGACGGAAGAGACGUCUGUCUGGGAGAACAUUCGGGAAGGGUUCAGGUGGUUGGAUGUAACAUCGAUCCCAGCAUGGCGGCAAUCGUGACGCGAAAAGAGUUUGAGGACUUUGUUGAGUCUGACCCCACACAAUCGUCCAUGUGUGAGGUCAAAUUAAAAUUAUGCCAGAUAGGAGAUGGUGUAUCCUACCGUGGAACAGUGUCUGUGACCGUAACAGGCAAGACGUGUCAGCGCUGGGACAGUCAGACACCUCAUAGUCACGAUACUACACCUGCUAAUUAUCCCUCAAGCGGGCUGGUGAACAACUACUGUCGGAAUCCUGGCGACUGGACCGGGGUGUGGUGCUACACCACGGACCCCAGCACGAGAUGGGAGCUAUGUGCCGUACCAGUAUGUGGAACGUUGGAGCAGCGUCGGGUUUGCGAACGCGAAACAUUGUCCAUUCAUUGUCCUGCUGGACAACAGAUCAACAUCGUGUCCGCCCUGUUCGGUCGGACCUCCAGUGAGUAUUGCUCGGACGGUCCCAUCUACACCACCAACUGCCGCAGUCCCCACAGCCUCGCUCGGGUCAGGACCAGCUGCCAGGGGAAGCCCAGCUGCUCGGUGCAGGCCUCAUACAGCGUGUUCGGGGAUCCUUGUGUUGGCACGGGCAAGUACUUGGAAGUCAAGUUUACCUGCAUAGCAAAACGGCGUGCCCUGGAGACUGUCAUUGUGCUGGGAUAA